This is a messenger RNA of Aspergillus uvarum CBS 121591, 657 nucleotides long. RefSeq lists its product as uncharacterized. Bases 1 to 657 code for a protein of 218 amino acids. The transcript is spliced from 4 exons. NCBI's taxonomy places the organism in Eukaryota, Fungi, Ascomycota, Eurotiomycetes, Eurotiales, Aspergillaceae. The record is from RefSeq and is a predicted model, not a curated record.
AUGUUCAAGCUCGUCGCUGCAAUCUGCACGAUGCAGGAUUUAGGAAGUACGGAGUACGCAGUCCAGUACGCGGAGCGCAAUCCGGAUGGGGUCGCACGGUUCAGCACCCGAAACCUGGGAGGAGAGCAAGCAACCUUAGAAACGGUUGUAACAGCCACCACCAAUCUAGGAGUCCCGGCUAUGUUCUGUACAGAGUACAGUAUCUGGGUAAUCAUGUAUGAUGCUCCUUCAACCGGCCGCCAGGCUGUCGGAAGUAAAUCCGAGGCCAAGAAUCUCAAGUGGAGCUGGCCCGCUGAAUCCCGACCAAAGAUCUCUAGCGAGAGCAACGAGGCCAACGAUGCAUUACAAGUGCAGACUACACAGACCUCCGACCUCGCCAUUAGACUUCUCGUCCGAUUGAUAUUUAGGACUUCAUCCUCUCAUUACACGGCAAGUGUCUACGACACCGAGAUACCGCAUGCAGAGUACCACGAUCGCACUAGGAUGCUUGGCUGGAGCAUUGCCGCCGCAUGGUUGAAGGGCAUUGACCAUGAAGACUCCUGUUCGCGCAACAGAUUAAUGGCUGGGGGUCGGAGACUGCCAGUCGCUACUAGUACUCCCAGACACCAUGAGCAAUUGCACUGGGGGCCCAAAAUCCACAUUACAAUGUCACAGUGA